UCUAACUACUCUCUGGAUACCGUGUGUAACGUGUGUUUUGAAGUGGAAGAUGUGGAGAAGACGUUCAGUGCUCUCCACAAGCAAGGGUGCGAUGUCCUGGUGCACCCAACAACGGAAAAGUACACCUGAUGUCAUGCGGUGGUACGAGAAAUACUUUGGCUUUCAAAGGUUUUUCAUUGACAGGGAUGAGGAUGUAAAUGAAGGGUUCGUUCUCAACGAGAAUGGCAUUGGUCUGCGACUGACUGCCAUGGAAUAUUGGAAAUGCAGUGAAUCGGGACUGAUGCUCCCCUUUAAAGGCAAUGAGCCAGACUGCAAGUUUGUUAUUGCAGAAUCACUGCCUGAGCAAGGAAGAAACCAGGUGGACAGCUUCUUGGAGAAGCAUGAGGGGGCAGGGAUUCAGCACAUUGGCCUUUCCACCCAGGACAUUGUCUCCACGGCACAAAGUCUGGCACAGGCUGGGGUGGAGUUCUUCAGUCCUCCUCCUGCCUACUACACUGAGGUGGGAAAGCAGCAGGAGAUGGUGGAUGCUGGCCAUGACCCUGAGCUGCUGUCUCGAUAUGGGAUCCUACUGGAUACUGACCUACGCCAGGAUACUUCAGACCCUGACGGUGGCCUUGAUCCUGCUAAAAGCAAUAGGUACCUGCUCCAGAUAUUCACCAAGCCCAUCUUUGCAGAGGAUACUUUUUUCUUGGAGCUCAUAGAGCGAAGAGGGGCAUCUGGUUUUGGGGAGGGGAACAUCCGAGCCCUGUGGAGAUCUGUGCAGGCUUAUAUGGAGAGCCAGAAAGAGAAAACUGGGGAACACAACUCUGAGAGUGUUACAGCACAGGCUGGGAAACACUGAAAAUAAAUCCAUAGUUUCAAAAGAUUUAGUAAGAAUGUUUCUAAAUGUUUAGUCUGAACUCAAGUCAAAUCACUUUGUCAGGCCAUGACAUAAAACUGGGAAAUGAACACAGAUGACUGCAAACCAAAUAAACAUUUCCUUUAUUAUCUUUUGUAUACAAAUCAAA
This is a messenger RNA of Conger conger (European conger), 1007 nucleotides long. RefSeq names its product 4-hydroxyphenylpyruvate dioxygenase-like protein. Gene Ontology annotation, molecular function: 4-hydroxyphenylpyruvate dioxygenase activity. The transcript is spliced from 6 exons. Gene Ontology annotation, biological process: aromatic amino acid metabolic process. The record is from RefSeq and is a predicted model, not a curated record. Lineage: Eukaryota; Metazoa; Chordata; Actinopteri; Anguilliformes; Congridae. The coding region runs from base 50 to 841 and encodes 263 amino acids.